GUGCAGGUUAUUCCUUAAAGACAAAAAUGAUUGUCUUUAAAAAUCAGCAAAGUAUAACAACUUGUUCUCUCAUUUUAUAGGAAAAACCUAUUCUUGAAAUGAGCCAAACAAUUUGAGAGACUCAACAACGAAUGACGGAAAAACAUUCAACUCUUUUAUAGUGACGUUCAAACCAGUAUGUAAUCACGUUCCCUCAAGCCAUUAGUUUAACAAUACAGAAGUGGCAUUUUAAUCUUUCUGAAGAUGACAGAAAACUUGUAUGAGACGAAUCAUUUCACAGACCACACCAACGGGACCUAUUUGUUCCAGCACAGCCCGAGUACACUGGGUGCACCUCACUAUGGUGUACCAAACAUAAACUCGAUCCAAUCAUCUCCAAUGUCUCCUCGACUCAACCACGAGCCGCUAACAUCUCCUGGCACUCCAGGACAUGAACCUUCUCCAAUGCUUGAGAUGCCAAACAGUGGCGGGACUUGGGAAUAUAAUCCGUUUGGAAGGACAUCAUCAUGGGGAUCUUCUCCUCACGAAGAACUACCAGAGACGUCUCGAAUCUAUCCGUUUAACAUCACGUGUCAGAACAACUCAUCAAUGACCUGCAAAGACAACGGCAGUGUUUCUCAUCCUCAAAGGCUGGACUCGUUCUCAAAGGCCUUCCCUACGAAAAACAUUCAACUUCCCUUUGGCGAUAGCAACAGGACAAAUGAUAAUGAUUCAGGGGUUUUGCACAUGCCUCAAAGUCUCCCAGAAGGAUCGGACAGGCAACCUUUGGAGUCUCCGGUUUUUAACCCAAUGGUCAUUCAAGGUCAAUGCGAUCAGACCGGCUUCCAUCCAUCAGAAAGCCAAAACUCAAUGCACGGCCUUUACCAAAACCAUCAACAGUUUCACUAUGGAUACCAGCAACACAAACAGAAAUUAAACAACAUGGAGCAGGUAAACAGGAGUCUCCAAAAACCACAGAACUCUUGGCAUGGCUAUCAAAGCCACCCAAUGCCAUAUCCAAUGGCCUUGAAUGAACAACAAAGAGGGAUUUUUGCACACAAAACUCACCUGGACUCUCAAGAACCUGCUCAAUCGCCAACCUAUGACCACCGUCAAGACUUCAACGUCCCAGAGCAGCAGAUCUUCCAUUACCAAGAGCAACAACAUCUUCGUUCGCUUUCCCAACCCGGCAAUCCUUACCUUGCGCAAGAUCACGUCCAAUCGAUCCCUGCAAAGCAAAACAACAUGUUUAGCGAUGCUCGUCACUCGGCACCCAACACACCCGUGUUCUCGAGUCCCAAAGAAGAUCAAUCUGGUUUCAACUUCCCUCACCGAAGUGAAGACCUCUGCAGUCCGCUCUACCAAAACAAGAGUUCAGGGGUCUGUAAAACUCUUCAACAGAUGACUAUGAGCGGGGAUAUUUUUCAUCAUCUCACCGCACAUGCUCCUCAGUGGUCACAGGCACCUUCACCAAAUAUUCAGGAUGAGGCCAUUUCACCUCAUUUCAGAGCAGAACCAGGGUUGUCGAGAGAGGAUGGAUCUCAUGCAAAGAUGAGAUGCACUGUUUGUCAGAGGGAGUUCAAAAGUCUCCCGGCUCUGAACGGUCACAUGCGCUCACAUGGAGGCCUGCGGACACACCCCACAUCCCUCAAAAUGGCUGCUCAAAGCAACCCCAUCCUCUUACCUGUGUCAGUACCUGUCAAGGACUACCAGACCCCAACCAAACUCACGCUCAGCCUUCUGUGCCAGCAGAAAGAUGAGGAACAAAGCGGUUUAAUUAAGUGUGGUGCACAGUCACCCCUACCGUUGGUACGAAACCACCCUCCCUGUAUAAAGAGAUCUGUCUCAGAUGGAGAAUGUGCACCAAAGCAGGUGAAAAAGAGGUACCGCCACUGUCUGGUCCCAUUGAUGAUUCCUCCGCCCAGCGCCUGUCAGGAGUCCAGAGGCGCAGUGCUCUUCCGCAGUCAGCUCAGGACGGCGAGCAGCAUGGGGGACGAUGUGCCGUACACCCCUCCGCCUAUGCUCAGCCCCGUACGCCCGGGAUCAGGCCUCUUCAGCGCCAUCAAUGGAAGAGGCAAGAGCAGCGGGGUCGAAUCUGCUGCAGAUGGGGCUGGUGAUAUGGAUGACUGUGGUGAGACUGCAAGGGAGAAAGUGGUUAAUGUAACACCUCGGAUAAAUGUUGGCGAGGAAUUUCAAGCAAAGAUCGCAGACAUUAAGAGUCAAACCCUCACAGAGGAAGAUUCCCAUAAUGCUGUUCUUUUGUGGUCGCCCACCCAAGACCUGGAUGCCCCUGAUAACCAGCAGAAAGUGGACAAUCUUUUGAAAAUGGCUUGCUCUAGUGUGCUACCAGGUGGCGGAGCAAACACAGAAUAUGUCCUGCACUGUCUUUCUGAGUGCAGAGGAGAUAUUAUGAAUACCCUUGAAAAGCUUCUCCUGCCAACGCCGCCGAAAAACACAUCCAGCCCCAAAACAGACUAUCAUUACGCAGGAUCAGACAGAUGGACGCUUCAGGAAAAACGCCAGCUGAACAAAGCACUUUUAAGUCAUCACAAAGAUUUCUAUCUUGUCCAGAAAAUGGUCAAGACAAAGUCAGUGUCUCAGUGUGUCGAGUACUAUUACGCAUGGAAAAAGCGUUUGCGCUUGGGUACGAGAGUCAGUACGGCUCUGUCUACACCUGUUCAAGACCAGCGGGGAGACUGGCCAAUAAACACCACCACAGAACCAAAUAAAGAAGCCAACAGCAAAACCAGGGAGCCUGAAAUAUCAGAAAACUCCAGUGCCGUGUUUGUCUGUGAAGUGUCAAACUCUCAGAUGAACAAAGAAACGUGGACCCAGACCAAUCUCCGGCUGCUCUGUAGCUCUCCGGCCGAAAACAGAACGUCCACGCUGACCCUGCCUUUGGGUUCGGCUUCUGUGAGAAGUUCUCCCUCCAGCACCACCAGUGGAGACACUGAUUCAGCCGUCGUCUUUCCCUGCAACGAGUGUGGAAAGGUGUUUUUAAAGGUGAAAAGUCGAAAUGCCCACAUGAAGACACACCGGCAGCAGGAGGACAUACAGUUGUGGCAGUUCCCCAGGGUUCCUGAGCAGGAUCGCGUGAUGGUGACACCUGAAUGUCCUGUUACACCACUAAAACCACCCAUAAGCCUUCAUUCUUUAACAUGUGACAGAACUGCGGAGGUGAAAACAUCCAUAAAUUACAUGUGCAAUAAGUCAGUGCAAGAAAUUAAUUGUCGUCUGAAGACUCUUCCUGUCCUACAGAGUCCACUAGACUAUAUUCCAAGUUAGAAGAUCCUUCAUGUAAAUAGCACAGAUUUAUGUAUAUUAAAACUAAGGCUAAGGCACAAUUUGUGUAAAAAGUAUGUAAUGUUCUUUGUUUUAUCUGUAUCUGAUAUCCUGUUGUGUAUUAUCUGGUUUUGUAUCAUAUUUCUUUUGUAAUAAACCCCUUGGUUUGUCAGUGAUUAUCAAACACUCAAACUCACAACAGAUUAAAUUCACAAUGCAGUCGACUUUACAAAACCGCUUUUCAUAAGCGGUGUGACUCUACCCAGCUAACAACAUGUUCUGAAUGUUAUGAAACUUUACUUCUGAAUGUUCAUUAAACG
Messenger RNA from Sinocyclocheilus rhinocerous, 3581 nucleotides. RefSeq names its product transcriptional-regulating factor 1-like. Bases 244 to 3264 code for a protein of 1006 amino acids. NCBI's taxonomy places the organism in Eukaryota, Metazoa, Chordata, Actinopteri, Cypriniformes, Cyprinidae. Gene Ontology annotation, biological process: negative regulation of DNA-templated transcription; regulation of transcription by RNA polymerase II. Gene Ontology annotation, cellular component: histone deacetylase complex; transcription regulator complex. Gene Ontology annotation, molecular function: transcription corepressor activity. The transcript is spliced from 15 exons. The record is from RefSeq and is a predicted model, not a curated record.